AUGGCGGGACUUUGCCCUCCUGGCGGCCUGGAGCAUCUGGAGCUGGGGUGGCUGCGGGACCCGCCGGGCGGUGGCGGCGGAGUCGUCGUCUGCGCUUCUUCUCCUUCUCCUCCUCCUUCGUCUUGCUCGCCGUCGCCGCAACUCUCGUCUUGCUCGAGGCAGGCCUGGAGCCGGGACAACCCGGGCUUCGAGCCCGAGGAGGAGGCGGGCGAAGCGGCCAGGGCGGCUGGCGGGAGCACGGCGGCAGGGCCCGUGCUGCAGAUGGGCGUGGUGGAGUGGGGCUGA
Messenger RNA from Podarcis lilfordi (Lilford's wall lizard), 285 nucleotides. Lineage: Eukaryota; Metazoa; Chordata; Lepidosauria; Squamata; Lacertidae. The record is from the annotation of a GenBank genome assembly.